Molecule: messenger RNA, 1230 nt
Organism: Cotesia congregata
Lineage: Eukaryota; Metazoa; Arthropoda; Insecta; Hymenoptera; Braconidae
Source: the annotation of a GenBank genome assembly
AUGCCAAGACCGUCGAAGGAGUCUUACAGUGGCGAGCAGAAGCCGCCGUACUCUUAUAUUUCGCUAACCGCGAUGGCUAUUUGGUCUUCCAAGGAGAAAAUGCUCCCGUUGGCGGAAAUUUAUCGGUUUAUUGCUGAUCGCUUUCCUUACUAUCGACGCGAUACAAGAAGAUGGCAAAAUUCUCUGAGGCAUAAUUUAUCUUUUAAUGAUUGUUUUAUUAAGGUACCGCGCAACCCUCAUACCCCAGGAAAGGGGGCAUAUUGGGCCCUGCACCCAGCAGCACUGUCAAUGUUCGAAAACGGGUCGUACCUGCGUCGCAGGAAGAGAUUCAAGCUUCCAAAAUCGCUGAAAGAAGAGAGCCAAGUGUUGGCAGAGACAGCAGCGAGACUGGCAUCGAGCAACUCUAAUUCCUGCUCGGAGUUCCCGGUCAUAAAUCACUACCCAGGCUCGCAUCAUCAAUCUACCCAUCAUCACGACAAUCCUCACCUUUAUCAAGAUCAAAAUUUCGCAUUAACUCAACGUCAGCUAGAUUUUCUUAAUUUUACAUCAAUAACCGGUCUCUCCUCCAUAAAUCACGAUGAAGACAAACUCUCCCCCCGGAAUUCGGGCCUCUCUUCAAUGACAACCGAUCACCAGUUAUUAUCUUCCUCUUCAAACAUCGUUGCAAUGGAGAGCGAAAUCUCCGGAGCAACAAUCGGAACCAGGGAUCCAGAUCGAGAGAGGGUGACGAUAAAAAAACCAAAGCCUCUUGUGUGCAAACCGGCGAAAUCAUUCAAUAUUGAAAGUAUCAUCAAGACCAGUAGCCCGAGCGAGCAACGACCCUCUAGAUUGGACCUAGAAACAAUCGACCGCGAUCCAGUCCCAGAACUUCCACUUCAAAUUCAAGCCCAGAGCCAAAAUCUUCUCCCCUGGCACUCGAGCUUAUACUCAAAUUUAAACCCCCUGGAAAACUACUCCCUCAACCUCAACCAAGCCGCAGCAUUCUACGCCACAGCCCUCGCAACCGCGAAUUUAUUCGCCCUGCAUCCAGGAUACCCUUCAAAAACUUCUUUCACCGAAGGAAUGAUGAACUCUUCCUUGUACAACUUCUAUCCAGGACUUCCAAGCCUUCUGAGACUGGAGCCUACGGCAGGUCUUCCGACACUGUUUCCUCCCAGCGCAGAAGAAGGCUCACUAGAAAUACGGGAGGUCAAUCCUUAUGAAGAUAAUUGUAGCAAAGAUUUAACGUGA